AUGUCAGCGAGCGAAGGGUGCAGGGCCAGCGGCCAGAGAUGGUGUGAGAGGGAGGUUAAUCUUCUGAAAACCAAGUUUGGCUUGGACGAUGCCUUCAACUACAAGAAAGAGCAGAACCUCAACGCAGCACUGCAGAGUUUCCCGUUUGAAAAAGCAGGCUCAAAAACACUUUGUUAUACCAUCUUGCUUAGGUACUUUCCAGAGGGCAUCGACAUCUACUUUGAGAACGUAGGUGGCGCAAUGCUGGACGCCGUGCUACUCAACAUGCGUGUGCACGGCCGCAUCGUCAUGUGCGGGAUGAUCUCUCAGUACAACUCGGAGCAGCCGGAGGGUGUGCGUGGCCUCAGUAGCUUGAUCGUCAAGCGUAUCCGCAUGGACGGCUUUGUGGCCUCGGACUACUUUGUCAAGUACCCCAUGUUCGAGGAGGAGAUGGUGGGGUACCUCAAGGAUGGCAAGAUUGCCUACGUCGAGGAUGUCGUCGAAGGGAUUGAGAAGGCACCAGCAGCGCUCAUUGGGCUCUUCAACGGGCGCAAUGUUGGCAAGCAACUGGUCAUCGUUGCCCGGGAGUGA
This is a messenger RNA of Miscanthus lutarioriparius, 570 nucleotides long. The record is from the annotation of a GenBank genome assembly. NCBI's taxonomy places the organism in Eukaryota, Viridiplantae, Streptophyta, Magnoliopsida, Poales, Poaceae.